AUGACAGAAAAAACGAAAAGUCUAGUUUCCCAGUGGUUCCAAGAGAACGCAUACGGUACCACAGAAUCUCGCUAUCAACAGGAGCAAGGACCGACGACCGAGCACCAAGCACCAAGCACCACGGUCAGUGAUAUAGCUUGCCCCUCAAUAUUCUAUACGAUGUCAUUACAGUUUGUUGCCAAGAGCUCUGUGAGUAAGGUGCUGGGUGCCAGAUCGUUUUCGCAGUUUCCAUGCUUACUCCAGCAAAAGUCGGAUGCCACUGCCCCCCAUAAUAAUCAUGUGCCUAAUGCGGAGCACGAACCAGGCUUACUCACGUGGAUAGAUUUUUUCAAGCUUAGAAAACAGGAACGUCGGAUUAACACAGGUAGUUCUGUGUUCACGGCAUUAAUAGGUACUCAGAUCUCGUGGGCUUAUCUCUCCACGAUGCAGAUCGACCCCAUGCAGACUAUAUUUGGUUUUGAUCCGCUAGUUGUCAUCUGUGGGACUCUUGCUGCCUCCGGGGGAUUGGGGUUCCUUUGCGGGCCUAUUGUUGGCUCCUGGCUAUUUAAACUCAAGCAUAAACACCAACUUGCUUCGUACACGGUUAAGAAUAAGGCUUUCUUGCAGCAUAUUAAAGACAACCGGGUCGAUGCCAGUUCCCAGAGUUUUAGCAACCCGGUUCCAGACUACUAUGGCGAAAGGAUAAGCUCCUUAAAGGAAUAUAGACAGUGGCUCAGAGACUGUCACUCCCACAGAAGAAAGGCGAAGGAGUUCUUGUAA
Messenger RNA from Eremothecium cymbalariae DBVPG#7215, 759 nucleotides. It is a transcript of the gene PAM17, whose product is annotated as Pam17p. NCBI's taxonomy places the organism in Eukaryota, Fungi, Ascomycota, Saccharomycetes, Saccharomycetales, Saccharomycetaceae. Bases 1 to 759 code for a protein of 252 amino acids. Gene Ontology annotation, cellular component: PAM complex, Tim23 associated import motor. The record is from RefSeq and is a predicted model, not a curated record. The transcript has a single exon. Gene Ontology annotation, biological process: protein import into mitochondrial matrix.